Messenger RNA from Perkinsus marinus ATCC 50983, 282 nucleotides. RefSeq lists its product as hypothetical. The record is from RefSeq and is a predicted model, not a curated record. Lineage: Eukaryota; Perkinsozoa; Perkinsida; Perkinsidae. The transcript has 2 exons. The coding region runs from base 1 to 282 and encodes 93 amino acids.
AUGGCACCUAUCAGUUUCAAAAGUGUGGCUAUGUCGAAUGGCGCGGCGAGUGUUGAGUCGACAUUAGAGCAAUGCGACAUUGCUGUAAUUGAUGAUGUUUUCAAUGAGACGGCUCUUGAGGAGGCGACCAGACGUGGAGUCAUUGUAGCUCCCACGGCGUGGAUUGAAAGAUGUGCUGCUGAGGGCCGUACGGUUCCAAUUGAAGGGGAAUUCAAGCCUAAGUCUAUGCGAGAGAUCCUCAAGCAAACUAAGGUCUUUUUCGUAGAACACUUUUUACUGUAA